This is a messenger RNA of Centruroides sculpturatus (bark scorpion), 783 nucleotides long. RefSeq lists its product as uncharacterized. The record is from RefSeq and is a predicted model, not a curated record. Bases 1 to 783 code for a protein of 260 amino acids. Lineage: Eukaryota; Metazoa; Arthropoda; Arachnida; Scorpiones; Buthidae. The transcript has a single exon.
AUGUUUAUUCUUUUUUGUGGUGGUGAAUUAAAAGUAUCUGUGAAGAAUCCAUUCUUGGAGGAAUUGAUUUUCCUACUAUUUAAUUCUGUGCACUUAUUAAAAUCAAUUCAAAAUAAUUGGAUGAAUCACUACCAUACUAACCAGAGAUUUUUUUAUCCCAACAUACAAAGGGAAACAAAAUGUGUUGCUAGUUUGUUUCAUCUAAAAGAGAUAUUACAAGCAAAAGAAGGCAAAAUUGUGAAGUUUGCACCAUCUUUGUUUCCAAAGGUUUUAUAUCUUUCAUCAUUAGAAAGGCAAAAUGUUUCAUAUGCAGUGAAACUUUUUUAUAAAAAAGUAGCUACAGCUCUGCAGGAAUUUGCACAAAAUGCAGAUUAUAUCCAGACUAAAGAUUUUAUUGAAAGAAUUGCAACAUGGUGUUAUGUAAUGAAUGUAAAACAUCCAGAAAAGCAGAAACAAUUAAGAGAUCUUUACUGCAGACCAAUAUAUACUAAAGAUGAUGAGCAAAUUAAAUUUCUAAAUUGUUAUAUAGAGUUUUUGGAUGCAUGGGAGAAAUUUAACUUGAAACAACAGCAUGGAAGAUUGUCAGAUGAAACGAAUUUUGCUUUAAAACAUACAACUUAUACUAUGAUUGAUUUUAUUGAAUAUUUGUUUGAAAAAUUUUUAUUGAAGUUUGUACUUUUAAGAAAGUUUCAAACAGAUAAUCUUGAAGCUAGAUUUGGACAAUAUUGCCAAAUGUGUGGUGAUACUACUCUCACCUCCUCAGCAGUUUAUUUACAAAUAUAA